AUGUUGUCAGCAACAUAUCAAUCAAAGAAUGAUUUUCAUUCGCAUAUUAUCAGCAUUAGUCUACAGGAUUGGCAAACAGUGGAUGAAUCUAAACGCUAUCGAACGCGAGUUUACGAAACUAGUACGAGUAAUGUUUAUUUCCAUUCUAACCACUAUCAUAGUUAUUGGAGUCAUUUCAAAGGACUUAUUAAUGAAUCAGUUGGUGAUACACUUUCAUCGAGUAAUUAUCUAAUUUAUUGUGCCAAUGAGUCAAGUAUGAAAGUAGGAAACUUCACUGCUAUGGGUAUUCAUCCUUCAUACUCUGAUGACCCUUUACAAGUUUGGCACACUACUAUCCCCGAAGUAAUGCGAUUGUUUCGUUUUAUACCAGUAGAGGAAGGCGGAAUACCGAACAAUUAUCGGAUAACAUCUCAAUUUUUCGGUCCAACAAGAUCACUUGUUUAUGACAGCGAUCAGAAUUAUCUCGGAUUUAACCGAACUAAUCAUACGUCAACCAGUCAACAUUGGCGUGUUGAAUUGACUGAUGGUGGAAAUUAUAUGAUAUAUCAAGCUGCUAAACCUCAUUUGUAUUUAACAAAAUCUUAUGAACCUUACAUACUUACAGUUGCUGGCACCGAAUAUUUCUGCGCAUGGUGUCUCAUUGAAGAAGGAGAUUUUAUUGGAGUUAAACCUGCAGAAUAA
Adineta ricciae is the source of this 681-nucleotide messenger RNA. The record is from the annotation of a GenBank genome assembly. Lineage: Eukaryota; Metazoa; Rotifera; Eurotatoria; Adinetida; Adinetidae.